This is a messenger RNA of Cygnus atratus (black swan), 4922 nucleotides long. It is a transcript of the gene FSD1L, whose product is annotated as fibronectin type III and SPRY domain containing 1 like. The transcript is spliced from 14 exons. Gene Ontology annotation, molecular function: protein binding. NCBI's taxonomy places the organism in Eukaryota, Metazoa, Chordata, Aves, Anseriformes, Anatidae. The record is from RefSeq and is a predicted model, not a curated record. Bases 28 to 1677 code for a protein of 549 amino acids.
AGAAGGCGAGGCGGCGUCCCGGCGAGCAUGCGCCCUGAGGCCGGCAGCGGGCGGGGAGCGCCGGCGGAGGCGCGUCGGGGGCUGGUGCAGCCUCGGCCUCGGCUUCGGCUUCAGCUUCAGCUUCAGCCUCGGCCUCGCCUCCCGUCCUCGGUCGCCAUGGACGAGCAGAAAGAGACUCUGCAAAGGAUUGUCUCUACUCUAGCGAACAAAAAUGAUGAAAUUCACAACUUCAUUGACACGCUGAACCAAACAAUAAGAAACGUACAGGUAAACUCUUCUAAAGUGAUCCGUGAGUUGGAUGAAGAAUUUGAUGCUCUGUAUUCAGUGCUGGAUGAGAUGAAGGGGACUAUGGCCAACACUAUUCAGCAAGAAAGGGCUCAUAAAAUUCAAGCUCUGCAUAAUCAGCUUAGCCAGUGUGGCAAUGCCCUCGAGAGUUCUGAAGAGCUGCUGGAACUUGCUGCACGGACGCUGAAUAUAAUGGACCCCACGGAAUUCUCAAAGGCUGCCAGACAGAUCAAAGAUAGAGUCACAAUGGCUUCAGCAUUUCGCAUCUCUCUGAAACCAAGCAUCAGUGAUAGUAUGACUCAUUUGAUGGUGGACUUCUCCCUGGAACGGCAUGCACUCCAGGCUCUAAGGUUUUUGCCAGUCCCUAAAGCUCCAGAGAUAGAUAUAGCAGCAUGUCUGGUUGCUGAUAACUGCAUAACAGUAUCAUGGAGAAUGCCUGAAGAAGACAGCAGAGUUGAUCACUUUGUUCUAGAGUAUAGGAAAACCAACUUUGAUGGGUUUGCUCGAGUUAAGGAUGAACAGCCUUGGGAAGUGAUAGACUAUAUUAAAGACACUGAAUAUACAUUAUCAGGUCUGAAAUUUGAUAAAAAAUACAUGAAUGUGAGAGUACAAGCUUGCAACAAAGCUGUGGCAGGGGAAUACUCAGAUCCUGUGACUCUGGAAACCAAAGCAUUUGUGUUCAAUUUGGACAAUACUUCAUCUCAUCUGAACUUGAAAGUUGAAGAUACCUAUGUUGAAUGGGAACCUACUGGAGGCAAAGGUCAAGAAAAAGUAAAAGGGAAAGAAAACAAAGGCAGUGGCCAGUAUCCUGUCCUCAAGAGCAAUAAAAGAAGUGGUGCACCAUCUCCAAAGAGGACUUCUAUUGGCACAAGGCCCACAGCGAAGGGCAGCAGAGAUCGUUUUACUGGUGAAUCAUACACAGUGUUAGGUGACACUACUAUUGAAAGUGGACAGCAUUACUGGGAGGUGAGAGCACAGAAGGACUGCAAAUCCUACAGUGUAGGAGUGACAUACAAAAACCUGGGGAAAUUUGAUCAGCUUGGAAAGACUAACUCAAGCUGGUGUAUCCACAUCAACAACUGGCUGCAAAGCACCUUUUCUGCAAAACAUAAUAAUAAAAGCAAGACCCUAGACAUACCUAUUCCAGACAGAAUAGGAGUGUACUGCAACUUUGAUGGAGGUCAGCUCAUGUUUUAUAAUGCGAAUUCAAAGGAACUCUUGUAUGCCUUCAGAACAAAGUUCACCCAACCAUUAUUACCAGGUUUCAUGAUUUGGUGUGGUGGUCUUUCAGUGAGUACUGGUUUGCAGGUGCCAAGUGCAGUGAAAACACUCCAGAAAAGUGAAAAUGGAUUGAAUUCUUCAACUUGCAGUCUAAACAGUGUUGCCCAGUAAUGUCUACUGAACGCUCCCAUGGCUGAAUAUUCUGCGCAGCUGCUAUGCACAGAAGCUUGGGAGCAUUGUACUAAUAUGGGUUUGUUACCAACUGUUGUUUUAAGGCCUGGUAGUGCAAAGGUUUGUGAAUCCAUAGAGCCAGACAGAAAACUAAACUAUUUAUUUGAAAAAUAAGUGGGGAAAUUAAGAGCUGCAUCUAUGUACUUUUCUAAUACUGUACGUAAGCAUUUUGUUAUGGACUUAAAUAUUAAUUUUUAUUAUGAAUGUUAUUUUUCUAUGAAGAAUGUAACAAAUACUAUUUUCUUAGCUCUCCUAGCAAGAAUUAUUUGGCUAUAGAUUGUAUUACUACUGGGCUUCCCAUUUAAACAUGAGGUAAACAUGCAUUUCAAAAGAAUAUCAAUUCAUGUAGACUAGCUACGAAGAAGCACUGAGAACAAUCUCUGCUUCUUUCUGAUUUGAUCCUACUAUUUUCCAUGAGUAAUUAAUUUUGAAUAUCUAUUUAGAGUUUGAGUUCAGCUCCUGUUUAUCACAAAUUACAGAAAAUGUAGAAAUGCAGAGAGACAAGCAUUUGUCUGGCUACCAUGAAGACUCAUUAUGGGUAGUCAGCCGUUGAACUAGGCAGGCUUUCAGGUAAGAGGCUGAGAACCAAAAAUCCAGACUUUUUAAAAUGCGCAGCAUGGUACUGCUCUCAGAAGUACUAUAUUUUGGGUCAGCUCUCGGUUUUCCAGUUUUGUGGCUUUAUUCUAAUUGGAUUCUGGUAACUGGCUGUUCACAUUGAUCAAAGUACUCAUUGGAUAUGAAUGACAAGUUGAACAGCCAGUUCUUGUUCUCAGGUAGCAAAGCUACAGUGCAGCCAAGUCUGGGACCAAGGGUGUAAAAGCUACAGAUCAAAUACAGAGAAGAGAAGGGGGAGCUAUUGCUGUAAAGUGUCUUUCAGCUCUUUGUCAGCCCAGAUUUGAGGCUUGACUAAGACUUCUCAAACACAGUGUCAGUAUUAAAGCUGACCUUGAGCAGAGGCAGCACUGAAUUCCUGGUGACAAAGGGGCAUGCUUUGAACCCUGGACGCAUUUUUUUGUUUUGACUAGCUUAGCAGCGAUUCCUGAAACUUUCUGGAUAACUAGAGAAGACCAAACAUUGCAUUAUUUCUGCACUGGGCAGAAAUGUGGCAAAUAUACUUAGCAUCCCAUUCUUAAUUCCCUAGGUUAUACCGUGUGUCAUUUGUAUGUGGGUCUGAGUCCGGCUUUUUGAAGAUCAUAUCCUAAAGAAAUUCUGUAUUCUAAAGAAUCUCUGUAAGGCCUCAAACUUAGUCCCUCCUUCCUUGUUUAAGGGCAAGGGAAAAGUGAACAAAUGCUUUGUAAACUAAUAUUUAAUCUUCUUUUGGAUCUGUAGUUACAUUUGUUCUUUCACACAAUAAGUGAAAUGGUGGGCCUAGGUGUUUUUUUGUCUCAGUUAUUACUUGGAAUCUUAAUAAUAAUAGUCAAAUGAUUUAUAUUAGUGGGAGAGCUAAAAAGAAAAAAAAAAGCAUGUUAUAUUCUUUGUGGAAAAUGUUACCUUUUAAAUGAGAAUUAUUUGUGUAUUACUGACUGUUAAAAUCUAUUUGCUUCCCUCUGAUCAAGUCCAGGAGCCUCUCAGUAAUUUUCUGAUAUAUAUGUGAAUCAACUCUUUCCUAACUGGAGAUUUUUUUUUCAUAGAAAUCAUGAAGUUGGCAAGAAGUUUGAGCCCUUAAUGUUCACUUCAUACCUGAAACUUUUUCACAAUGCAAGUAUUAAGAGAUGUUCAGUUAGCUGUAAUCUCUUUUGCAGAGGAAAGUGUAAACCAGUUCCCAGUUUACCUGCUGCCUCCUUGACCUGUUGAGUGUUUCAGGUCUUGAAGCAUGUAGACAAUGGAAUGUGACAUAAUCCUAAAAUGGACAACAUCUGAAUCUAUCACGUAGUAUCCUCAGUUGUUACUAUCCAAAUCUUAAGUAUUUCUUCCUCAUUCCUUUCUGUUUUACUGCAAUAAACACCUGACUAGGGGCUCAACUGCCAUGAAUGCAUCGUGAUGUGAGGGAGGAAGACUCGCUCUCCUGGACUCUAGUGGUGUUGAGAGAGAGAAAGAGAGGAGGGUUAUGAUACAUGCUUCUUAUUUUGAGACUUGUUCUGUUGAGUGACUUUGGUAAACAGGCAUCUAAAUAGCCUAGUGCUUGUUCAUACCACACAGUCAUCUCCUUGGUUUUGGAUUUCCAUCUACAGUUCCUAUUUAAAUUUCCCUUCUGGAAAGAAAGCAAACGUUUAUAAUACGGUUAAUUCUCAUUACACACUUUUCCUUGAGUUAAUCUCCAGUGGUACAUAAGAGCAUUUAAAUUAAGAAAUAGAUUUAGCAAGAUGUACCGAAACCUACAAGGUGAACUUGGUUAUACACAAAGUGUAAAAAUGCAUUUUUUUUCUUUCAUAUUUAGUUUGAAGGAAUCUUGGAAGUGUUUCAUACUGUGAUAGUGACUUGCAAGGUUUAGUUUGACUGAUGUCCUAAAUGAACUUAACAUGUGACUUUUUACCCUAAAAAGAUGAAUUUGUUAUAAAAUAGUUUGCACAGAUACCAAAUUCUUGCUGCUAACAGGUAGUUCCAUUGUUUUCUUAGUAAAUGGGGAUAUAAAGAAUUGCCUUAAGCACUUUUAGAUUUUUUAGACUCUUCUUUGAGCUGGUGUCUGUCUUGACUGAGUACCAAUAUAUUAGUGAUACAGUUGGUGCACUGUUUGUACAAAAAGUAAAUUAAAAAAUAAGUGUUUGUUAAGAACUUUCUCUGCAGCUAAAGGGGGAUGCAUGCAGCCUGUGAAGUUACUUUUUCCAGGAGGUAUCUUCAGGGAUUGUUCUUUGGCGGUGGAUUUGACCUUCUGAAGGUUUGCAGUUCUGUCUGACAGUUAACACUAACAUGCCUGCUGACUUCAAUAUUCACUGAGCCUCCCUGCUCCGGAGCUAGAGACUGUUUGGUGACAAGUCGAAGCUUUCUGUCACACGACCAAAGUGAGAUGUUGAUACUACUUGGUUAUGAUUACUGGUAGUCUGUAAGAGCUGGAAUAACUCCAGAAUAACCUGUAGGGAACUGAAGGUUUCCCUUGAGUUCGUAAUGUAACAGAACAUUGUAUGUUUCUUCGUGUCUGUGGAAAGCUGUGUGAAUUUACACAAGUACUGGUAACUGCAGAAAAAAUGCCUGACAAGCAUCCAGUGAUGGGUGUCCCUGUGAAUACCAAAUAAAAGAGGCAGAGGCGG